CUUGAACAAAUCAUCUCAUAAAUUCCAGUUCGUUUCAUUAUCUUUGGAGCAAGAAGGUUUCUUGAGACCUUGUGCUCAAUCCCAAUGGAGUCCCUGGUUCUAUCAUGCUCCUCUUCGUCUUCUUCAAUUGGUGGAUUUCUAGAGAAAACCCACAACUUUAGAAAUGGGUUUUCUUCAUCUUUCCCAUUUUCUUCACAGAUUUUGCCUUUUAGCGUCAGAAAAUCACUAGUUAUGGCCGCCAAGAAGACUAAUCAUUCCAACAAGAAGAAAGAAGAUAGACAUAGCUUUGUAGCCAAACCAGAUGAAACCACUGGUCUUUUCCCUGAAUCAGUUUUGCUUAGAGAGAAAGUAGUUCAAGAAGACGGUAGACUUCUUCCGGAAUUUGCAGAUGCCGAAGAACAGGACCUCUAUGAAGCUCUAAACCUUAUGCUAGAAAGCGAUUUGGAUGCCGAACAAAAUCGUCACUACGAAGUGGUCUAUCUAAUCCAUGAGAACUUUGAAGAAGAAGUCGAGAAUGUAAACCUUAAAGUUGAAGAGUUUUUAACGGAGAAAAAGGGGAGAGUUCAUAGAUUCAGCGACUGGGGUCUUCGAAGGCUAGCGUACAAGAUACAAAAAGCGAAAAACGCACAUUACAUCUUGAUGAACUUUGAGAUUGAAGCGAAAUGGAUCAAUGAAUUCAAGAGCAUGCUAGAUAAAGACGAGAGAAUCAUACGACACCUUGUUAUGAAACAGGAUGAGGCUAUCACGGAGGAAUGCACCCCGCCACCAGAGUUCCACACGCUUCGUGCUGAUAUGAAUGAUAACAGUGAUGAAGAAGACGAAGAUGAUGAUGAUACAGGAGGCAUCAUAUAUGUUGAUGAGGAUGAGGAUGAGGAUGAAGCAGCAAGUUUGAAGAUUGGAGGAAGGAGAAAACUGGAAAAAGCGGAGAAAGUUGGUUGAUGGUUGUUGUAAAAGGCGAAAGAAUCACGUGAGAAGGAGAGUUAAAAGCGUAACAAGGGAUCUUGAACCUUGAUCCCCUUUAAACUCAAACCCACCCAUGAAUGACGCCUAAUCCGAUGCAUCUCAUCCUAAUGGUGAAGAUCUCUUCAUACGUUUCUUAGCUUAAUUCCCCAGCCAUGUUGUAACAUUGUUUUUAUAAAAAAGUUUCAUAAUAUUUGGAUCAGAAAUGGUAGCUCAACAAAUAUACCUGGAAAAGUAAGAGAGAUGUUGGUAUUCU
This is a messenger RNA of Cynara cardunculus var. scolymus (artichoke), 1216 nucleotides long. Its product is annotated as 30S ribosomal protein S6. Gene Ontology annotation, biological process: translation. NCBI's taxonomy places the organism in Eukaryota, Viridiplantae, Streptophyta, Magnoliopsida, Asterales, Asteraceae. The coding region runs from base 85 to 939 and encodes 284 amino acids. The transcript has 5 exons. Gene Ontology annotation, molecular function: structural constituent of ribosome; small ribosomal subunit rRNA binding. The record is from RefSeq and is a predicted model, not a curated record. Gene Ontology annotation, cellular component: cytosolic small ribosomal subunit; ribosome.